This is a messenger RNA of Aspergillus niger, 753 nucleotides long. RefSeq lists its product as uncharacterized. Bases 1 to 753 code for a protein of 250 amino acids. Gene Ontology annotation, molecular function: SNAP receptor activity; SNARE binding. The transcript is spliced from 3 exons. Gene Ontology annotation, biological process: intracellular protein transport; vesicle fusion; Golgi to vacuole transport. Lineage: Eukaryota; Fungi; Ascomycota; Eurotiomycetes; Eurotiales; Aspergillaceae. The record is from RefSeq and is a predicted model, not a curated record. Gene Ontology annotation, cellular component: endomembrane system; SNARE complex; membrane.
AUGGACCACACAGACCCCUUCCUCCAACACCAAUCCAAUGCCAACAGCGACGUCCUCUCAACCCUCCAAUCCACACGUCCUCUAUUCUCCUCCUAUCUCCGCAUCCGCUCCCUCGCCAAGUCUCCCAAUAACCCGGAGCUCCAACAAGCGCGCUCCGAGCUUGAGACGACCCUCACCGAUCUUACCGCGGACUUAGACGAUCUAGUCGAGAGUGUGCGUGCAAUCGAGCAAGAUCCAUAUCGAUUCGGCCUAGAACUAGAAGAAGUUCAGCGCCGGCGAAGUCUUGUUAACGAUGUCGGUGCCGAGAUCGAGAAGAUGAGGGAGGAGUUGCAGAGGACGGUUACAGCUUCGAGUGGUGGUGGGAAGGGCACGGGUGCGCUGCCAAACCCGGCUGAUUUCGAUAAUGUCUUAUCGCCGUCGGCGGAGGAUCAGGGAGAUGAUUACUAUGCUGCGAUGGAGCAGCAGCGGCAGAUGGAGCUGAUGCACGAGCAAGAUGAGCAGUUGGAUGGGGUGUUUCGGACUGUGGGGAACCUGCGACAGCAGGCUGAUGAUAUGGGGAGGGAGUUGGAGGAACAGGGGGUGAUGAUAGAUGAGGUGGAUACGUUGGCCGACCGAGUGGGCGGCAAGCUGCAGAAUGGCAUGUCGAGGCUAAAAUACAUUAUACGGAAAAAUGAGGAUACAAUGUCAUCCUUUUGCAUUGCCGUCCUCAUAUUCGUUUUGGUCCUCCUCCUCAUCCUGCUCAUUGUUCUUUAA